GCAUAAGAUAACCGGCAUCGUAAGAGCUGUUUACUGAAUAGAAGAACCCAUAGCUUUACGGUCACGUGGUGUGAAAGACGCUCAUCCCUUGUUAGCACGUGACUUUCCGUUCCGACUAAACAUGGCGGCGCCCUUGGAGCUAGUGCUUAGCGCUGACGCUGCAGGACAAGUUGCGAACUGCACGGUUUGGGAGCCGGUGACAGGCUCUGUGCUUCUGACUUAUAGAGGGGGUAAUACUUCACAUCGGGGAUUGGCUGUACUCGGCGGUCAGUACUUGCUGGGCGGACAGCUUGGAAAGAACUACAUCAAUGUGUGGGAACUGCAGAGAAGGGACCAGCUGCAGCAGAAGAUUGUAUGCCCAGGUCCUGUUAACUGCUUGUCUGCUUCUCCCAAUGGACUUUACCUAGUGGCUGGCAUUGCAGAAAGUAUUUACCUUUGGGAGGUCUCCACUGGACACCUCCUUGCUAUACUAAACAGUCAUUACCAAGAUGUCACGUGCUUGACUUUCACAGAUGACAGCAGUCAUAUCAUAUCUGGAGCCAAGGACAGCUUAGUUCUGGUGUGGGGUCUUUACAGUGUUUUGCAGGUGGAGACUUCCCGAGGGCCUGAACCUCGCUAUGUAUGGUCUCGUCACAGCUUACCUAUCACAGAUGUGCAAUGUGGUAUCGGAGGUCCACAGGCCCGAGUAGCCACAUCUUCUCUAGAUCAGACGAUCAAGCUGUGGGACAUUUGUUCAGGUGACCUUCUGGUCUCUGUCCUCUUUGAUGUUCGGAUCACGUCGGUGGCAUUUGAUCCGGCUGAAUAUCAUCUGUUCUGUGGGGGCAGCGAUGGCGUUAUAUACCAAGUUGACCUUUACACUACGCCAGAGCAGAGAGAACGGCCAUUCCAUCCCGAGCAGGAGAUGGUGUUUAAAGGACACAGGAACCAGGUUACAUGCUUGUCCGUGUCUCUGGAUGGGAGCAUGCUGAUCUCUGGCUCUCAUGAUGAAACUGUCUGUGUUUGGGACAUUCAAAGCAAGCAGAGUCUGCGUUCUGUCCCCCAUAGAGGGCCUGUGACAAAUGUAUUUAUAAUAGCUGCUCCAAGUAACAUGUUGCGAGCAGAAAGUAAGCCAAGCUUCCCUCUACCACACUUCAGCAAACACCUGCAGGGGGCUGAGGGGUGUGAGGGUCCAGAGAGCGGGGGGGUGAUCCUGCGACUUGGGAAGCAGCAGGGAUCUAAGGAGAACACAUACCUGCAGAGAGCAGAUCAGUUGCAGUCCCUCCUUGGUGAAAGUGAGGGCAAGAACCUUUCAGGACUAGUUGAACAGCUUCGCUCUAGAACCUCAGAGCUGGAAGAGGAACUUAAUGUGGCUCAGGAGUGCAACUUGCUGACCAAGAGGCCCAAGGGAAAAUGCAAUCCUCAUAUUAAAGAACCUCAGAGAUUGAAGGGCUGCGGAUCCAAGAACUUUCUGUCACAACCAGUGGCCAGAUCAUACUGACACUACUACCAGGAUGCCAUAAACAGAGUCUCAAGAGCCACCGAUCUUAGUGUUUGGAGUAGAGAACUUGGAGAAGGCUGGGAGUUACAUAAAAUAGCUUUUAUCCAGCAGAAGAAAAAAAGACAGGCACAGGAAGGGUUAACAAAUGAUGGGCACUGGCACAUGAAGUCCAAGGCUAACCACAGCAACAGUGAAUAAAGCACAAGUUCAAUGUACAGUUAAUGCACUGUAGGACUGGCUAAACAGGCAAUGGUUAAUAUAGGAACAGAGUAAAUAAUCACCUGCCAUGGGCAGAGUGACCAGUAGGGCGUGGUACUGGCAAUGAAGGUUGGCUAUACAUCUUAUAUUUAUCUGCUAUUAGGUGGUGUGCCUUCAUCAUCACACAUUCCCAUUUUCUUGGAACAGUGAUGAUCCAGACAUCACUGAGCUCUUGUGGCUCAAUUACGUCAAGUGCCCGGGUCAGAAGAGUGCACCCUGACACUUUCAAGCAAGAGGAUUGUGUCAUGAGAAAUGGAAACUUAAUACCCAAAUGCUCAGUUUAGAUUGUGAAGAUGUAUGGUCUGGCUCAAAUAGACUUAAUGUAAUUUAAAGGUUAAAAAUGCUCCCUGAAAGGAAAGUAUCCGGCAGCAGAAAUGGGAGGUUCCUUUGGUGGUGGACGGGACGUCACAAGCAGGUACCAUGACAUCACAUCAAAUGUGCCAAUGGGUGCUCACAGGUCCAGGGCAGCACUGGACCAAAAUAUUCUACUGGCCAUAAUUAAAGGGGUGGUUCACCCUUUCAAAAGUCUACCCUGUUCAGGCACGGAUUUGUGGAAAGGCCACCAAGACCUGGGCCUAGGGAGGCAGGAUUUUAGGGGGCGGCAUAAAGCCUAACAACACCCACAUUGGUUCAGAAACAUUGGCAAUGCGCAAAUCCCCAUUGCACUGGUCCCAAUGAUGAAAAUUUGCUUGAAUAAAGGGGAGGGGAUGAACGGCAGCGGGCCUUGGGGCGCCUGCUAUGUAAAUCCGGCCCUGAUCCUGUUGCUGUGCGUAUUGCAUUAAGCAUUUUAGAAACACAUUCUAAAAGUUAUUUCUAACUUACCCAGUUCGAAGGUAAAGUGAUCUGCUGGAAAACGGUCGAACAGUGCAGGUUUCCCCUAUUCUGCAAGUCUGACUUGUCCAAACUUGUUAAAUAGUGUGACUUUAAAGUUUUUUAAAUACAAUUGCAUAUAAAAAUCAUUUGAUUUAUACUGCAAUGGCAAUUUUAUAUGCUAACUAAAAUAUUUACGAGAAUACCUCAUUUGACAGGAAAAAAACUCGGUCAUAACUAAAAUUGCAAUGUUCCAAUCAUUUUUACAAAUUUGACGUGUUGAAAGAUGUUUUUUGACUAAACAUGCUGUGUUGAAAAUAAAUUUAAAUUCAGGAUAAUUUGAGUUGUUCACAGCAAUAUUUUUGGAACUAAUGUAUUCUUGGAUUAUAAUAGGCUCCUUAGUAUCCUGUGGACAGUAAAGUUCACCUUCUUUUUGUAUUUUUAUAAAAAAAAUAAGUAAUUUUAUUUUCUUACAGUAACAUUUAACUUUCAUUUUUGUAUUUAGAAGACUUUCUAUCCUGUCUGUCACCAAUUUGAAGUAAAAUAUGUAAUUCCCCAAGAAACCAGGUCCUCUUAUAUUAAUUUUCCAGUCUGCAAUUCAAACCACUGUUAGGGCAGUGAACCUUACACCCUGGAGAACAGCUGAGCAAAAUGAUUAAAUAAAAUGCAAGAAAUUAAUAAAUGAAAGUCAAUAGUAAUUUUCUGUUUGAGCCUCUGCCAGACAAUUUUUAAAAAACAAAGAUAUUGUGAAAUAGUAUAAAAAAAAUGUAAUUCAUCUUAUAACUGUCAAUUAUUUUUAUUAGAAGGUGAACAUUUUAUGUGAACGUCUCAUGGCUUUUGGCAUUCUCUAGGAUAAACCAUGGGGUAGGAUGCCGUUUUAAGAUAUAUCUAUAUAUUUCUGUUUAGAAUACAGGGUGGUUGCCCUCUUGUGCACAAAAAUGACCA
Molecule: messenger RNA, 3490 nt
Organism: Xenopus laevis (African clawed frog)
Lineage: Eukaryota; Metazoa; Chordata; Amphibia; Anura; Pipidae
Gene: wdr18.L
Product: WD repeat domain 18 L homeolog
Exons: 12
Coding region: 122-1477 (451 amino acids)
Biological process (GO): rRNA processing; DNA-templated DNA replication
Cellular component (GO): dynein axonemal particle; cytoplasm; nucleolus
Source: RefSeq, a predicted model, not a curated record